Molecule: messenger RNA, 1586 nt
Organism: Phalaenopsis equestris
Lineage: Eukaryota; Viridiplantae; Streptophyta; Magnoliopsida; Asparagales; Orchidaceae
Product: limonoid UDP-glucosyltransferase-like
Molecular function (GO): UDP-glycosyltransferase activity
Source: RefSeq, a predicted model, not a curated record
CUCCCUCUCAUUAUUACUAUAAUUAUUCUGACCAGUUACAGUGAGAAAAGAGCUGAAAAACAAAGGAGAAGAAGAAGAAGAAGAUGGGCGAGGCCGAACCACUGUUGCACUUCCUCUUCGUUUCCUUCCCCGGGCAAGGCCACGUAAACCCGCUCCUUCGAAUGGCGAAACGGAUCGCAGCCAAGGGGCCACUUGUGACAUUCUCCACCACGCUCGAUUUCGGCCGCCGCAUCAAAGCGGCCUCCAAUGGCUCCACCGCAUCCGCCUACGAAGCCGACGCCAUCCCUAUCGGCCACGGUUUCCUCCGCUUUGAGUUCUUCCACGAUGGCGCCGAUCCAGACGACCCGAAGCGAGACGAUCUGGAUGUUCUCAUGGCCCGACUGGACUCCAACGGCCCUCCUUCUCUAACCCAUCUCAUCAACCUCCAGGCACACUCCGGCCGCCCCGUUUCCUGUCUCGUCAACAACCCCUUCCUCCCCUGGGCUCUCGAUGUCGCCGCCCAGCUCCGCAUCCCAAGUGCCGUACUCUGGGUUCAGUCCUGCGCCGUCUUCUCCACAUACUACCACUUCCACCACCGCCUCGCCCACUUUCCCACCGACGAAAACCCGGACCUGACAAUCCACCUGCCAGGCCUCCCGCCCAUGGGGCCCCAAGACCUCCCCACUUUUCUUCUCCCCUCCAACCCCUACAAGCCCCUCACCAAAGUCAUCCUGGCACAAUUCCACAACAUCUCCCGGGCCCGAUGGGUGUUCGCCAACUCAUUUGAGGAGCUCGAGAGGGACGCUUUCAAGGCUAUAGCCGAGCUGUUGCCGGUGAUACCUGUCGGUCCCCUCGUCGACGCUGGCGAGCCUCAGGAGAAGGUUAGAGCUGAUAUAUGGAAGGCUGCCGACCAUUGCCUCGACUGGCUCGACAAGCAUGAACGGAGAUCUGUUGUCUACAUCUCGGCUGGUAGUAUCGUCAUGCUUAGCUCCGAAGAGAUGCAGGAGCUGGCUCAUGGGUUUAAGAAUUCCGGCCGCCCCUUCCUCUGGGUGGUGAGGGAGAAUCUUCGGGAGCUGCUCCCAGAAGGAUACGAGAAGGAGAUUGAAGCAGAGGGAAAGGGCUUGCUCGUGGGCUGGAGUCCGCAGGAGCAGGUAUUGGCUCAUCCGGCCAUCGCCUGCUUCGUCACACACUGCGGCUGGAACUCUACGUUGGAGCUCAUAGCCGCCGGUGUGCCGGUGGUUGCAUACCCGCAGUGGGGGGACCAGGUUCCCGACGCCAAGUUCCUCUGUGACGUCUACGGCGUCGGCAUUCGGCUGCCCCGCCGUUGCCGCCGGUGGUUCAUCAGACCGCAACAUUGAGAAGUUUGUGGAUGAAAUCAGGAAAUGGGUGGCCUCUGAGUUAGCCGCCGGGAAGCUCCAUUAGGGCUCGCCGGUGGUGGCAUCAUGGGAUUGAGGCACAUGUCUGACUCAAUAAUUUUAUUAAUCGAAUUAAAUGUAUUUUUAUUUUUAUUUUUAAUUUUUUUGGUGGCUAGAUAUUGUAAUGGAUUACUUAAAUGCUUCUGUCCCAACGGGGCAGAAAUUAAAAAAAAUGAACCCUUCGCGUAUAUC